ACUUGGCAGCUGAAUGCCACCCUCAUCUCGCGAUGCCACUGGGCCACCAUGCACAGGGGCUGCGUCCCUCCUUUGCCAGAAACCUGUUUCGAGGGCAUACGUGGCAGUCCUGACAACCAAUGGAAAGAGUGUGAGGCAGCACUGCCCCCCGAGGGGCGGCAGAAAAGCGCCUUGGGGCACGCGCCCCCAACUGUAGCAUGAUGAGCGCAUCAGCGUGUUGGGCCGCCAUCGCCUGCGUCCCAAUACGUUCCUCCGGAGCACGGUACUUUCUGUCAGAUGGCCACAUGUCGAAAGAACGUACUUUUGUAGCGCUGGUACUUUCGUAGUGCCGUAUCGUUAUGUGCCUCAAAGGGUUGGUCGUGGUCCUGACUGCCUUGUGCCCUCCGCGACGUCGUCCUCGACAACAUAUCGACUUCUUUGGAACUUGUACCUGGCUGUGAGGAGACUCGCACAUGCCGCAUAUCCCUCUUGGGCUUCGUGCGCAAUGAAAAGAAUAUCAUCGCGCUGUCCGAACCAAAGUACGUCACAUGGCCACGGCUGAAAUGCAGUUGGGGCACGCCCAGCCACAGUCCUGUGAGCCCGCUUCAGUCGCGGAGUCGUCUAGACAUGAUCCUCUGGGGUCAGACGCGCCCAGUCCAGUACGAGAGCUGCCACGAAAGUUCACGCAGAAAGAUUGGGACGCCCACAAGGCAGAAAUUAUGAGGCUAUAUAUCGACCAGAAUCUUGCAGUAAGAAGUGUUCGGAUGUUUAUGGAAGAAAUUUACCUUCUUCAAGCCUCAGACAAACAGUACAAAGAUAGGUUCAAAAAGUGGGGAAUAUCGAAAAACAUCUCCAAAGAAGCAUGGAACGCUGUCGUUCGCAAGUCUCGGGAUCGUGCAGCUGCUGGAAAAGCUUCGUCAAUACAGGUCCAUGGGAUCCCAAUCAGUAGCGCGAAGCUUGCACGUUACAUGCAUGAUAACCCCUCGAUACCUCCAAAUUCACCAGAGCGAGCUGUAACGCCGUCAGAUGUAGACGUUCACACUCCAGAAGAGUCAUCACCUCGCUCUCCACGAAGCUCAGGCCUACUGCUUGAUUCUGGAAAUAUGUCGCCCUCGGCUGACAGGUGGCGUCACGGCCCAGCUCCUAUUGCAACUACACUUGCCUAUCCACCCCUCUAUAGAAAAGAAGUUCGCAUGGAUGAACCUGUGUAUACGGAACUCCAAAGAAAUGAGGCUGGGAUCUAUUUAUCGGACCCCGUUGCAGAAGAACGCCGCAGUUCAUUGUUCCGUGGUUCUGUACUUCUGAUUCUUUGGGAAAACGACAGGAGCAGUAAUUUGUCCUUGCUUCAGCAGCUUGCAGCCGGGUUUCAGCGCAAGUUCAUGCUUGAUACAGAAAUCUGGAAAAUCCCCAUGGAAAAAUCACAGUUUCGAGUACAUAUGAAGGUGUUGGAAUUCGCGCAGCAAAGCGAGAAAUACCCGCUUCUCGUGGUAUGCUACGCAGGGGACGGGAGGUUGACCACACAACGUCGGCUGGAAUGGACAAGCCCAGCGAAAGCUAGCGAUGAGACAAUCCAAACAGUGAAAUGGUCUGGAAUCCAGUCGGUUCUAGAGGAGGCGAAAUCCGAUGUUCUCCUCAUAUUCAGCUGCUGUGCUUCUAUGGUCAGUAAUCCUGACUGUCAUGGCGCGCUGGAAUGUAUUGCUGCAAGUGGUUUUGGGACGGGAGAAAAUUCGGCGGAGCCGUUCUUCAGGAGCUUAAUACAAGUAUUAACGGAACUCAGAACGUCGUCUAACCCAAUAGCAGUCAUCACAAUCUACGUAAGUCUACUGGGGUGUCUACACCAAAUGAUACAAGCUGGUGCAGUGGGAUUGUCGACACCUGUGCAUACAUCUAUGAACCACGAAAGCACGAGAAGCAUCAUACUUUCUCCUGGAUCCACUCCAUUUGGUUUUGAAUCAUCGAUGCUCCCUACGGGUUCAGAAUAUCAGUCAAGCAUUAGCACUUCCAACUCGACCGCAGGAAAGAAGCGUAAACGAGCAUCGAAGGACGUCCGUAGAGAAAGACCAUACCAGUGUACUCACAUUAAAUCAGACGGUACAUAUUGCCUGAAAGAAAACACGUACUGGGCCGAUUGGAAACGCCAUGAGGAAACGCACUGGCCUCAGAGGCGCUGGGAAUGCCUUCUCCAGGGGACAAAUGAAAGUGUUACUUGCCAUGUCUGUAAUGGAACGGUCGAUUUAGCUGGGCAACACUCCAACUCCCAUGCCCUCUGUAUAGGCAACGUUCUAAGGAUGGGGCAUGAGUUUCAUCGUAAAGACAAGCUGAUCCAUCAUGUUUUAGAAGCACACGGGUGCAGAGCUAAUGUCGAUACAUGGUAUGUGGACAUCCACUCUGAUUGGAAACGGCAGUGUGGUUUUUGUGGUGCGGUUUUCACAACUUGGGAUGAAAGAUGUACCCACGUCAGCGAACAUUUUGCUGCGGGUCUGAGAAUGGUCCCGGAUUGGAAAGAUCCUUGGCCAGAUGAUCACGAGAAUGCCGACAACGAUAACAACGAAAACGAUGACUGACGACCGCAAGAAGAGCCGUUGGAGAUAUCAUGGACUUUGUGCUGUGGCCUGAAAAUUCUCUGGAUAAUUUUCUAUCCUCAUGCGAGGCAUUCCGGUCAACCACCACUGGAAACAGGAAGUUGGCUUGUGGUGACGCGAAUCCAAAAUCGCAAAGGAUGCUCGGUCGGUUCCAUUGUCGCGGAGACGUCUGCUCAUGUGGAUGGAAGGUCAUCACAACGUGACGGGGGAUGCGUCAAAGAAUGCCCCGCACGUAGACUAGAUAUGGGCAGUACUUUAGAUUUCACUUGCUUCAAUCGCUAGAGGCUUGCUUCUCGUGUUGAUCUCGCUACUGUCUGAUAUGCCAAAUAAAACACGUCACAUUGAUACGUACGUAGUCUGCACAGAAACUUGCCUUUCUCAUCCCCCCGCCAUGUAAUCAAACCAGAAUCAUCGAAGUGGCAGGCUUACCUUUUCAAUAUUAUACCAACCGGACUAUGUCCAUGUGUCCGUGAAUACUCUUCCCCUCCGAAUCCCAUUCCUUCAUAGCCACACCGAUGUUUUGAUGACCUGUUGGAGUACACCAGGAGUACCAGGAGGCUUCGGCACCAUUCCAGCACCGGCCACCUGUGGAUAUAUAUUGAUUGCAAGCACAUAACCCGUGCUCGACGCCAUUUCUUCCCCUCAAGCUUGCCGUAGCGAUGUGAAAAUGGACAUGUUUGCGGAAUCAUCAUUGAAGCAACCUCACCCCCGACCUUGAAGGCAAGAACCAGCCUCACCUUCGAAAACAACAGCUCUUGCUUAAAGAGACCUCAUGUCUAGAUAAAGUGCCUUUGGACAUUGAGGCAGCAAAAGUUGGAAGUUGUUGAGUAAGGGCCAAUAUGGAUGCCUCGGAUAGACGAGGCCCCAUUUGAAGUAUGAAAAAGCUGUGCAGGCAAGCUAUGUAUUGUCUGUCAAUCAUGUCCAGACAAUGGAUCUUACCAAAGGGAAGCCUAGCUAGAUUGUGACGAGGGGGAUUUGAAGAUUGUGGAGGCAGUGGACAUGGCACACCAUGCUGUUGCCAUUAGUGUUCCCUCGAGAAAUUUCGUUUAUGAAAGUUACAACAUGCUUCUGGUACAGUAUAAUAAGGACGAAGUCG
Cadophora gregata is the source of this 3657-nucleotide messenger RNA. RefSeq lists its product as uncharacterized. NCBI's taxonomy places the organism in Eukaryota, Fungi, Ascomycota, Leotiomycetes, Helotiales, Ploettnerulaceae. The transcript is spliced from 6 exons. Bases 528 to 2543 code for a protein of 671 amino acids. The record is from RefSeq and is a predicted model, not a curated record.